AUGGGGAAAUGUUUGGGUAUUUCUGUAAGACCGUCUUUAAUAACCCAAAGAGUGAGGGAAAUGUGGAGGCCCCAAGGAACUCUAGAGGUCAUUGAUUUAGGUAAAGAUGUCUAUCUUUUUCGUUUCUCUAUCCAAGAUGAUUAUAAAAAGGCCUUACUAGGAGGACCAUGGUUUAUAAUGGAUCAUUACUUAAUGAUCACCAAAUGGAGGCCAAACUUUAGACCUUCAAUGAAUCCUUUUGAUAGGAUGACCGUUUGGAUUCGAUUCCCAGAAUUACCCGUCGAGUAUUAUGAUAAAGAGGCUCUUUUCGACAUCGCCAAGCUAGCAGGGAUUCCAAUUCGAGUUAAUUAUGCAACUGAUCAUAUCACUAGAGCAAGGUAUGCAAGGGUAUGCCUUGACAUUGACCUUACUAGUCCUUUGAUCUCUAAAGUUUGGGUGGGAAAUAGUUGGCAAAUAAUUGAAUAUGAAAAUAUUCAAUGCCUAUGUUUCCUUUGUGGAAAAAUUGGACACUCUAAGGAGCGUUGUUCUCUAAAAAUUGUGGAAAAUAUUGUCCAACCUACUACUUCUACCUCAAAAGAUGAGUUGAAUUCCACUUCCAAACCAUCUUCUUCAACUUCUACCCCUAAUAUGGGGGUCUUGGUUUCCCACCAAAAUUCUGACUAUGGACUAUGGACUAUGGUUUCCAAUAAGAAAAAAAAAUUACACCUCAAAGACUAUUAA
Messenger RNA from Chenopodium quinoa (quinoa), 720 nucleotides. RefSeq lists its product as uncharacterized. The record is from RefSeq and is a predicted model, not a curated record. NCBI's taxonomy places the organism in Eukaryota, Viridiplantae, Streptophyta, Magnoliopsida, Caryophyllales, Amaranthaceae. The coding region runs from base 1 to 720 and encodes 239 amino acids. The transcript has a single exon. Gene Ontology annotation, molecular function: zinc ion binding; nucleic acid binding.